Cajanus cajan (pigeon pea) is the source of this 1559-nucleotide messenger RNA. RefSeq lists its product as uncharacterized. The record is from RefSeq and is a predicted model, not a curated record. NCBI's taxonomy places the organism in Eukaryota, Viridiplantae, Streptophyta, Magnoliopsida, Fabales, Fabaceae.
AUUUCAUCGAUUCACACAGUUGAGUCACGCAACCAAGCAAGCACGCGUCUUCUCUCUCUCUCUCUCUCCGUGGAAAUCGCUUCCUUGUCUCCUCCUCUUCCAUCCUCCAAUCAUAUAAACAAUGUUCCAUUAUUCCUAACCCUAAACCCCCAAAACGACCAUGCCGUUUCCGUGGAAGAAAAACCGCGUCCCCCGAAUCUCCCAAAUCGUCGCCGAUCUCCAAUCUCCAAAACGCGGCGCCUCCCUCGUCGUCCAGACCGGCUUCCCCACCUCCCUCAUCGACCUCUUCGUCAAAAACCGAACCCGCUUCAAAAAAAACCGCUCCAAAAAAACCCCUCCGCCGGACCUCCCCCAUCCGCCGCCCCCGCCCCCGCCGCCGCCGCCCUCUCCGGCCACUCCUAUUCCAAUGCAACCAACCCGCGCCGUUCCCGAUCCCGUCACACGCUUCCCCAACGCCUCCAAUUUAAACGCCGUCGUUUUCGUCAAGAUUUUGAUGGCCUUCGCUCUGAUCGCCAGCGUCGAGAGGCUCACGGUUGGGAUCACCGUGUCGGCGUUCGCGCUUCUGCUUCUCGAAUACGCAGGGAGACGCGCCGUUUCGUUUCCCGUUCUCGCGGCGUUGUUCCGGAAGGCUCUGAUCCCGAAGAAGGAGCGCGUUCCGGAUUGCCAAUUGAGCCGCGAGGGUUUCGCGACCGGUGAAAUUGAGGUCGUGGAAGCGACCACCGAUUUGGGGAUUUGUGCUGACGUGGCACCCGCUUUGUUAUCGGAGGACGAACCUUCUUCCGAAGUUUCGGUGGCGUGUCUUUUGGAACAAGUUUCCGAAUGCAAAACCAAGGGUGGCAAAAGUGGUGGCUUUAGGUCAAGGAUGGUGAAGAAGCUUGUGCCUAAGAAGUUUCGUGGCUCUAGGAAAGAGAAGAAGGAGAAGGAGAGUGAAUCGGGUAGUGAAGUUUCGUUUUCGAGUGCUGUGGAGGAUGAAAAGUUACCAAUUUUGGAAAUUGAAGUGGAGGAGGUGGAAGAGGAGAAUAUUAGUGGGGCUAAAAACUCGAGUAACACUAAGCUUGAUUGUGGAAUCACACGUUCCUAUGAUGUGAUAAGGGUUGGGAAUUCAUGUUCUUCCACGGUUCUAGUUAUGGUUGCCCUUGUUGGGCUUCUUCUGGGGCGUUUCCCAGCGUUGAUACUCUCAAUCACAUGCUGCUGUUUGCUAAAGAUAGUUAGGAGUCUAAGGAGAUCACUUAAUGUGUCUCUGAUCAAGUGUUCUGUUUCAAAUUCUUGAUGGGGAUAAGGAGAAACUGAGGAAACAAGUUUUUUUUUUUUUUUUCCUUUUGUUUUAAUUUUCUUUUCCUCUUUAUUUAUAGAUGAUACACAGAGGAUGGUAAAGAUUCAUGUUAGUUUUAAAACAUUGAGGAUCAUUCCCGGGAUAGGAACUCCAACCAUUUGUUGGGAAUCCAACUUCAUGCGUUGUACUUUGAAAUGUAAAUUUAUUAUAGACUAUAGAUACUAAUCACAGUCGAUACAUUCUUUGUUUGUCUGUAUUUUUAUGUAAUUUGUUCUUAUUUGACAUA